Molecule: messenger RNA, 1732 nt
Organism: Blastomyces dermatitidis ER-3
Lineage: Eukaryota; Fungi; Ascomycota; Eurotiomycetes; Onygenales; Ajellomycetaceae
Product: TRI7 protein
Exons: 2
Coding region: 84-1328 (414 amino acids)
Biological process (GO): lipid metabolic process
Source: RefSeq, a predicted model, not a curated record
GCCGCUGCCUUCGUGCUGCCUUCGUGUUUCCAGUCCCUGUCAAUUGGAGUUAAAUCAAUCACCCGCGGGGGUUCUGAGCCACAAUGUGGAAUUAUCCCAGGGCUGCCCUCCUCGCCUUCUGGUACCUUGCCCAAGGCCUGGGGAUGGCCUUCCUCGUCAAAUACUCCCGUAAAGGCUCUCUCCUCCGCAUCGUUGGCUUCACCUGUGUCGCUGCUGUCCAAUACUUCUUUUACACUUCUUCUUUCACUCUCGGCAACAAUAUUCUCUACAGUGCUUCCUUAGCCUCAAUGUCACCUGCUCUGUUCGCACACUGCAUAAAUAUUCUGUUCAUUAAUCCCAUCGAUGCACAGCAUGGUCUGGGGAUAAGUAUAGGACUAAAUUUACGUGGAAUCGGCACACCCUGGCUUGCAAAAAACACUCCAGAAUUUCCAUCCUACUAUGGCGGCCGCCGCCCGGGGCGAUUCAUUUUCCUCCUGCGCCAGAGUGCUAUCGUGAUCUGGCAGUAUCUGAUGAUUGACCUUUUAGAAGCAGCUGGUUCUGCGCAGUCUCCUGAGGAAAUACAGAUGGUGCAGGGUCUGGGUUCUGAAUUCAUGUACCUGAGUGCAACCAAGGAGCAAUUGAUUGCGCGCAUCGCAACGAGUCUGGUUUCCAACUUCGUCAUGUCCCGGAUGAUGGUCGAUGGUGUGGCGCGGCUCCUGUCAAUUAUUUCUGUAGGACUUCGUAUUUCAAACCCUUCGGACUGGCCGCCUUUAUUUAAUAGCAUGUGGGAUGCGUAUACACUGCGGAACUACUGGGGUAAAUUCUGGCACCAAAUGCUCCGCUGGCCCUUCACCUCCAUCUCCAACUACCUAACCCGUCGCGUCCUCCGCCUUCCCCGCCCCUCCUUCCUCGAACGCUACCUAAACAUCCUAUUCGUCUUCUCGCUAUCCGGCAUCCUGCACGUACCCUUCUUAGCCGCCACCAGCAUUUCCAUUCUGGACUCCUGGCGCGGUUCAAUGCUCUACUUUACCUCUUUCACCCUAGGUUUCAUGAUCGAGGAUACCGCACAAGCCCUUUGGCGAAGACUGGGCGUCGAGAAAUUGGGAUCGCAACCUGCCAGUGCGGGCGUGACCGUUUUCAAGAGAGUCGUGGGUAUGCUGUGGGUCAUAUCGUUCAUGUGUAUGACUGUGCCGUUCUUUGGGUAUCCGGUCAGUCGUGUGCCGGCGGAGAGGAGGGAGCUGAUACCAAGUGGAUUUAGCAUUGUGAGAGUGGUUGGCCCGGAGCCGGUUCUGGGGGCGGUAGGAGUUGGGGCGUUAUUUUUGAAGUUUGGCUUUGGGGCGGGUUUGUAGUUGCUGCUUAUUCUUUUCUUUCCUUUUCUUCGUUUUUAAGUCCUGAGUCCUAACCGGUUUGAGACAUUGUGUUUACACACUUACAAGGGGUAUUUAGAUAGGCAUCAUAGAAGAGUAGCCGGCUGGAUACUCUAUCUUUCGCGCGCCCGAACUCCCAAUGAUCGUGAUAAAAAGGAAAGAAUAACAUGAGCAAACGCUGGAAGGACCAAUUUCAUCCUCGCGAUUUCACAUUAACACAAAGUUUUUUGAGUCACAUGCAGGAGACAAUCUAACAAAGCCAAUAAAUUCAAACUGAUAUUAAUACGUAAAGCAAAAGGGAAUGAAAAGAAAGAAACAAGCUAAGAGUUACAAACGCGGUUCCUCAAGGGUCACUCGGUCCAAUAACUCAAUUCAUAGUCUUAUAA